AUGGUCGACAAACCCUCUGUCGAACUGAUCGAGGAGCAAUCCCCGGCUCCUUCUACUGCUCCAUCCACAAAGCCCCCGUUUAGAUCGCGGCUUCUCGCGCACUACAAGCGGUGGUGGUGGGUGCACCUACUCGUCACGACAGUGGUGACACUUGUGAUAACCCUUCCACUAGUCUACGUCGGCUACCCCCGAAUCGCACAAGACGGAAUCAACUCGUCCACGCUCAACGUCACCUCGAUGGAAAUCACCUCUCCGACGCCCUCGGGGUUCCACCUACAUCAAGUCCAGGUCCUAGGCUCUGACAGCAUCUUCCAUCCGAAGCUCUACGAGUUCAAUGCGGCAGUGCGGUUCCCGGGGGUCUCGGAUCCAAUGAUAAACAUCACCGUGCCGACUCUAAAGGCAAAUGACGGCACAACUAUUGAGAUCGUCCAGGAUGUGACUCUCCUGGACAGUGACGCCUUUGCGGAAUUUACUAAGGCGAUGAUGCUGCAGGAGGAGGUUAGUUUGAGCAUCUAUGGGAAGCCGAGGUUGAAGCAGGCCGGGUUGCAUACGAUUACUGUGACGUAUAACAAGACGAUUACGAUGAAAGGCCUCAACAAACUCGCAGGCUUCCAGGUCCUCGACAUGAAACUCGACCCCGAUCGAGACGACGGCAUGAACGCAAAAGGUUCCGUGCUGAUCCCUAAUCCAUCGGUCACAACGAUUGCAAUGGGAAACGUCACAUUCGACCUCUCCUCAAACGGGACAAAACUGGGAACCGCCGUCCUCCACGACCUUGUCAUACGGCCCGGGAACAACACAGUCCCGAUGCUUGCCAACAUCGACCAGCUCACUUUACUUGGUCUGCUUCCUGAUAGCCCGCCGUAUAACGUCGAGAUGCAGGCGGAUGGCAAGUCAAGUGUUUACGAUGGGGAGGAGUUGGACUAUUUCUCGGCGGCGCUGCAGGCUAACUCUAUUACAUUCACCUUUGAUGUUUCGAAGGCGUUGCCCGCGUAG
Molecule: messenger RNA, 996 nt
Organism: Aspergillus calidoustus
Lineage: Eukaryota; Fungi; Ascomycota; Eurotiomycetes; Eurotiales; Aspergillaceae
Source: the annotation of a GenBank genome assembly